UUUUUAAUUCAUGGCAAGUGCCGUGCAUUCUACUGUGUGCAGUCCAUGCGAAGAACACGUGAAGAAUAGCGAGGUGUUUUGCUGAUUUGACCGUAAAAAUGUCAGCUAAAUUUUGGAUAAUCGGGCUCUUUGCCGUGCUUCUAGCAACAUCAUUUGUGUCUGCUGCUGAGGAAACCGAAGAUGGUGAUGUGGUAGUGGAGGAAGACAUUGGCAAAAGCAGGGACGGGUCCAAGACAGACGAUGAAACUGUGGAAAGGGAAGAAGAGGCAAUCAAGUUAGAUGGUUUGAACGUUGCCCAAAUGAAGCAAUUGCGAGAAUCUGCUGAGAAGCAUGUUUUCCAAGCUGAGGUCAACCGCAUGAUGAAACUCAUCAUCAACUCACUCUACAGAAACAAGGAGAUUUUCCUGAGGGAGUUGAUCUCCAAUGCUUCCGAUGCCCUGGACAAGAUUCGGUUACUGUCACUCACAGAUAAAUCUGCACUAGACGCCACAGAAGAACUUGUCAUCAAAAUUAAGGCGGAUAAAGAUAACCACAUGUUGCAUGUUACUGAUACGGGGAUUGGAAUGACAAAACAAGACCUCAUCACUAAUCUGGGUACCAUUGCCAAGUCGGGAACCAGUGAAUUCUUUGAGAAACUUUUGGAAACCAACUCGAAUGAUGCAGGCGAUCUGAUUGGUCAGUUUGGUGUCGGUUUCUACUCGUCUUUCUUGGUUGCCGACACUGUUAUUGUGACUUCCAAGCACAAUGAAGACAAGCAGUAUAUCUGGGAAUCUAACGCCGGCGAGUUUACGGUGACAGAAGACCCUCGAGGUGACACCCUGAAGCGUGGAACCACAGUCAGUCUUCAUCUGAAGGAGGAAGCCUACGACUUCCUGGAGCCAGACACCAUUGAGAAGCUGGUCAAGAAGUACUCUCAGUUCAUCAACUUCCCUAUCUACCUGUGGUCCAGCAAGACUGAGACAGUUGAGGAGCCGAUCGAAGAUGAUGAGGAAGGCGAAACCAAGGAGAAACCUGAAGGAGAUGAUGAAGAUGUGGAAGUGGAGGAUGAUGAGGAGAAGGAAGAUAAGCCAAAGACCAAGAGUGUGGAGAAGACAACGUGGGACUGGGUGCUGAUGAACAUCAACAAGCCCAUCUGGACUCGCCCAGCCAAAGAAAUCACCGAUGAGGAAUACUCGGAAUUCUACAAGUCUUUUACCAAGGCCAGCGACGAUCCCUUGGCCAAGACCCACUUCACCGCUGAGGGGGAGGUCACCUUCAAGUCCAUCCUCUUUGUGCCCAAGACGGCCCCGCCUCAGAUGUUUGCUGACUACGGCAAGAAGUUUGACCAUAUCAGUCUUUAUGUCAGACGAGUUUUCAUCACUCAUGACUUUGAGGACAUGAUGCCCAAGUACCUGAACUUUGUCAAGGGAGUUGUGGACUCGGACGACCUGCCCCUCAACGUCUCAAGAGAAACAUUGCAACAACACAAGCUCCUCAAGGUCAUCAAGAAGAAACUGGUUCGCAAGACCCUGGACAUGAUCAAGAAGCUCAGCUCGGAGGACUACAUCGACAAGUUCUGGAAGGAGUACGGUACCAACAUCAAGUUGGGCAUUAUCGAGGAUCACAGCAACCGUUCCCGCCUGGCCAAGCUGGUCCGUUUCUACUCCUCUAACUCAGAGGACCAGCUGACGAGCCUGGCCGAGUACCAGGAGAGGAUGAAGGACAAGCAGGAACAUAUUUACUUCAUGGCCGGCAGCAGCAGGAAAGAGGUGGAGACCUCACCGUUCACCGAGAGACUCAUCAAGAAGGGCUACGAGGUGCUCUACCUGACGGAGCCGGUGGACGAGUACACCGUUCAGUCCCUGCCGGAGUUUGAAGGCAAGAAGUUCCAGAACGUGGCCAAGGAGGGGCUGAAGAUAGGGGAGGAGUCGGAAAAAGCCAAAGAGAGGCGGGAGGAGCUGGAGGAGAAGUUUGAGCCGCUGACCAACUGGCUGAAGGAGACUGCCCUCAAGGAUGAGAUCAAAGACGCCAAAAUCUCACAGCGCUUGACAGAGUCCCCGUGCGCCCUGGUGGCCAGCCAGUACGGAUGGUCCGGCAACAUGGAACGCAUCAUGAAAUCGCAGGCCUACGCCAAGGCAGGAGACAGCAGUAACAGUUAUUACGCCUCCCAAAAGAAGACCCUGGAGGUCAACCCAAGGCACCCAUUGGUCAAGAAGCUCUUAGCUAAGGUGGAGGAGGACGCUGAAGACCAGACCGCCAAGGAUCUGGCCGUGGUCAUGUUUGAGACGGCUGUCCUGCGCUCGGGCUUUGCCCUGCCGGACUCCUCUGGCUUCGCGGGCAGGAUUGAGAGGAUGCUGCGGCUGGGAAUGAACGUGGACCUGGAUGAGAAGGUGGAAGAGGAGCCCGAGGAGGAAGAAGACGAGGAUGCAGAAGAGGCGGCCCAAGAAGAGGAGGAAGAUGAAGGAGAAAUUGAGGAUGAAGAGGUUCUAGAACCAGUGGAAGAUGAGCUUGUCAAAGAUGAAGAGCCUUCAAAAGAUGAGCUCUGAGGGACCUUUAGGGAAGAAUCUUACCUUCUUUCCUUCAGAAGUCCAUGUCACCUCAAUUUCCUUGCACUUGGUGGAAAAAUUAUCACAGACUUGUCCAAAAUUUUGCCAUUUGUUUUUGCAACUGUCAGUUUGUAUUCUUUCGUUAAUGAGUGCAGAAAGGGUAAACUAAAGUCCAGAAUUUUCUGCUUUCUGAAAGUCAAAUUCUGCUUUCUUCUGCUUUCUUCAUUUUGUGUAUAAAAACUGUAUGUGA
Messenger RNA from Acanthaster planci (crown-of-thorns starfish), 2775 nucleotides. Its product is annotated as endoplasmin-like. Gene Ontology annotation, molecular function: ATP hydrolysis activity; ATP-dependent protein folding chaperone; ATP binding. Gene Ontology annotation, biological process: protein folding. Lineage: Eukaryota; Metazoa; Echinodermata; Asteroidea; Valvatida; Acanthasteridae. The record is from RefSeq and is a predicted model, not a curated record.